Messenger RNA from Acytostelium subglobosum LB1, 2400 nucleotides. RefSeq lists its product as hypothetical. The transcript is spliced from 6 exons. The coding region runs from base 1 to 2400 and encodes 799 amino acids. Gene Ontology annotation, cellular component: endoplasmic reticulum. Gene Ontology annotation, molecular function: GTP binding; GTPase activity. The record is from RefSeq and is a predicted model, not a curated record. Gene Ontology annotation, biological process: endoplasmic reticulum membrane fusion. NCBI's taxonomy places the organism in Eukaryota, Evosea, Eumycetozoa, Acytosteliales, Acytosteliaceae.
AUGUCAUCAAUGGGAGAAGGAGAACAUUCAACAUCCUCCUCAACAGAGGACCACGUCUACACAGAGAUCGUUCAGUUUAUUGAUCACAAUGGAGAGAUUAUAAAGGAAGAGACUGAUAACAAGAAAUCAUUCUUGUCUUGUUUGUCAGAGAGAAAUGACUUUUUGAAGAGUGGAUUCGAUUACUCUGUGAUUGCGAUCUUGGGUCCACAGUCUAGUGGAAAGAGUACAUUGCUAAACUUGUUGUUCAAGACAAAGUUUGCUGUGAUGGAUAGCUCUCAUGGUAGACGUCAGACCACACAGGGUGUCUGGAUGGGCAUUGCCAAUAUGGAGACGGCACCAGAGACCUACCUGAUUCUGGAUGUUGAGGGUACUGAUGGUCGUGAGCGUGGUGAGGAUGAGAAGGCAUUCGAGCGUAAGACCUCUCUAUUCUCCCUGGUCCUCUCAUCCGUGCUCAUCAUCAACAUGUGGGUACACGACAUUGGACGUUACAACGCUGCCAACAUCUCAUUGCUAAAGACUGUCUUUGAGCUCAACCUACAGUUGUUCCAAAAGAAGAGCAAUCACAAGACACUUUUGUUGUUUAUUAUCAGAGACCACGAUGGUCAGACACCCUUGGAGCAGCUCAGAGACACCUUGUUGCAAGAUGUCACCAAUGUUUGGACAGAGUUGUCAAAGCCCAAGGACUUUGUUCAUUCAAAGGCAACAGAUUUCUUUGACUUUGAGUUCACAUCGUUGCCACACAAGGUCUACUGCCCAGAGCAGUUCUUGGAGCAGGCCGCCCAGUUGAAGGGCCGUUUCUUGGACUCGUCGGCACCAGACUACAUCCCCAAGAAGCAGUACAGACAUGAUAUCCCAUCGGAUGGUCUCUACCAAUACUCAAACAACGUUUGGGAGACGAUCAAGACCAACAAGGAUCUGGACCUGCCCUCCCAGAAGGAGAUGCUGGCACUGUUCCGUUGUGACGAGUUUGUCGAGGCCUCCUACAACAGCUUCCUGGCCGAGCUCAAGCCGGUUCGCGAGAAGAUCGAGCGCGGCAAGUUAUUCGAGAAGUACGGUGAGACUGGCAAGCGUCUUUUGCAGCAGUGUCUCGAGCUGUACGACAUCCCCGCGUCGAGGUACCACGAGGAGACAGCGGCCAAGAAGCGCUCGGGUCUCAACGACCGCGCCAUGCUCGAGUUGAAGACCCUGUUCAACAAGCAGAUGGAGAAGUUGUACGAGCAGUCCAUCGACUUUUACAAGUCACUGGUGCAGGACACCGUCGCCAACAAGAAGUCCGACGCGCCAGGCGCUCAGCUGAUUCCACACUUUUCUGUGUGGUCCAAGAGCAUCAAGCAGCAGACAUUGGAGUACUAUGAGCGAUUCGCCAAGGAGUCUGUUGUUCCCGGUUCGUCGUGGGACUACCAGCCCGACCUGGACCAACUCGAGGAGAAGAUCACCAAGGAGCUCGAGGCACUGCGUGAGAGCCAGUUGAACAAGUUGGCCAAGUUCAUGAGGGACGUUGUGUUCCAACAGAUCAACCCACAGCUCAUCAAGCUGACAGAGCAAGCCAAGGAUGAUAUGUGGCGCAAGAUUGCCGAGUUGUUGUCCGAGUCAUUGUCAAAGAAUGAGAGUGAUUACAGAAAGAGACUUGAAGACUUUGAUGUAAAGGAAGAGGACAUUGAGGAUACAUUGGUAGCAUUCAGGUCUAAUGCCAAGGAUCAGUUGAAGGCAAAGAUGAAGGAGAGAGUUGAGUUCUUGAAGCUUAGGAUGAGAAAGAGAUUCGAGGAGACAUUCAGCUUUGAUGACAAGAAGCUGCCGAGAAAGUGGUCCAAGCAUGACGACAUUGCAAAGAUCUUUGAGGAAGCUAGAUUCAAUGCUGAGAAGCUGAUCGAUCUAUUCUCCUAUAUGAGACUGCAAGAGGAGGAGUUUGAAUUCACAUUCUUCACAAAGGAGGACGCUGAUGAGUCGUCCUCUUCAUCAGCCUCUUCAUCGUCAAAGACAUCGGUGCCAUCAGUCAUCAUCCAACCAUCUCAGAUUAUCAUGACCUAUGAGCAAUGCGUCGACUUGGUGGACAACUUUAGACUGGACACAAAGACUGACUAUAUGAAUGCUCUCAAUGACCAGGCAAAGGCUUCGAGCAGCGGUGGAGUACCAGGCUACAUCAUACUAUUACUCUGUAUUUUAGGAUUCAACGAAUUCAUUGCAGUCAUUACCAAUCCACUCUUGUUGGUCCUGACGAUCCUGGUUGGAUCAGGUGCCUUUGUCCUUCACAAGCUCAACAUGACCGGACCAUUCAUCGAUUUUGCCAGUUCGCUAGUGGUGCACGUCAUGAACAAGAUCAAGGACAUCAUCAUGCAAGUUGAGCACCUCUCUCAGCAUCAUCCAGAAUCACGUGAUUCAUCAAAGAAGAAGAAGGACUAA